GAAACAAAUACAAAACAGAGAAACAAGACGAGAAGAAGCAGAAGAAGAACAAGGAUGCGCCUGUAGACGAAAAAAAGAACAAAAAGGGCAAAAAGGAAAAUAAACAGGACAAAUCAGCGGUGAUUGAAGAGGAGGCUGAGCAGAAAGAGGUAGUGCACAGCAUCUAG
Molecule: messenger RNA, 167 nt
Organism: Sphaeroforma arctica JP610
Lineage: Eukaryota; Ichthyosporea; Ichthyophonida
Exons: 1
Source: RefSeq, a predicted model, not a curated record